This is a messenger RNA of Chanos chanos (milkfish), 681 nucleotides long. It is a transcript of the gene soul5l, whose product is annotated as heme-binding protein soul5, like. Lineage: Eukaryota; Metazoa; Chordata; Actinopteri; Gonorynchiformes; Chanidae. The transcript is spliced from 7 exons. Gene Ontology annotation, molecular function: heme binding. Bases 1 to 681 code for a protein of 226 amino acids. The record is from RefSeq and is a predicted model, not a curated record.
AUGUUUAGGGAUUUAUACACCGGACUGAUUGCAGUGGUUAUGGUCCUUUCAGCUGAGAGUAGUGUAGGCCCCAGUAACUCGUCCAGUUUCUGUACGGAGUCUAAAGAAUGCCUUCAGUUUGAUCUGCUCUGUAAGGCUGAGGAGUAUGAGGUGCGUCACUACAGUCCCACGCGCUGGGUGUCUACAGAUGCUGAGGCAUACUUCAUGGGAGUUGGGGCAGCUAUGGCUUUUAGACGCCUCUUUCAGUACAUUACAGGAGCUAAUGAAGAGGGAGUACAGAUUGAGAUGACCGCUCCAGUGCUGGUGAAAAUCCCAGAGGAGACUAAAAUGUGGGAGCCAGCCAUCUACACCCUGAGCUUCCUGCUUCCCUCAGCAUAUCAGGACAACCCACCCACACCUACCAAUGACAAGCUGUACUUCACGGACAUGCCUGACAUGGACGUCUAUGUGAGGAGUUACGGAGGAUGGAUGUUGUCUGUGACAUCACGCCUACACGCUCAUCUCCUGACCAGAGAACUACACAGAGUACAUGCCCUUUACAACACCUCUUACCACUAUGGAGUGGGAUAUGACAGCCCCCUGAAGCUGUUGAACCGACAUAAUGAGGUGUGGUAUGUGUCUGAGGGAGACCCAGUCUGCCCUGGCCCAGUGGAGAAACCAACCGAGCCCACCAACACAUAA